This is a messenger RNA of Scatophagus argus, 2037 nucleotides long. It is a transcript of the gene arhgef3l, whose product is annotated as Rho guanine nucleotide exchange factor (GEF) 3, like. Gene Ontology annotation, biological process: intracellular signal transduction; positive regulation of Rho protein signal transduction. Bases 188 to 1756 code for a protein of 522 amino acids. Lineage: Eukaryota; Metazoa; Chordata; Actinopteri; Scatophagidae. The transcript is spliced from 13 exons. Gene Ontology annotation, molecular function: guanyl-nucleotide exchange factor activity. The record is from RefSeq and is a predicted model, not a curated record.
UCUGUUGUGAGAUGAGGAAGAAAGUGAGGAGGAAGGAGUGCGCUGAACUCUGACAAGCUUCCUGCAAACAAGUCUGCUUGUUAACAAGCCAGAGAAAACAACAAUUUGGAUUCUUUCAGCCUUUGUCAUUUUGAGAUUGUAUAGUGUAAUGUAAUUUCUGUGAAGAUGCACUGAAGAUAAAAAGAAGAUGGAAAUGGAGGAGACUGGUGAAACAAGGACUUCCUGGUCUGUGCCACUGGGAGAGACGCACUCCAUGGCCUGUGACCAUGCUGGGAAGAAGAGAAAACAAGAUCCGACCCCUGAAUCUGUAACCAGAAUCAUAGAGGAUGAAGAGGAAGACGAGGAGGGUGAAAUGAUGUCCGACCACAUGAAGGAUUCAGAGGAGCCCAGCAAUAAAAGGGUCAAACCAGUGGCAAAGUCCAAUAGCCUGACAGGUGUCAUAACCCCAGUGAAGACCCCCGCUCUGAAACGCAUUGGACAGUCCAUUUCGCGGUCCAUCAGUUUUCGCACAGAGGCUCGGCCUUUGCCCCCGGCCCCCCUGCGCCCUCGUACUAAGGCCUCAUCAUUUCCACGCCGACGCAACAGCCAGUGCUGGAGUGACACUGUGGAGAGCCACGACUUUACAGUAAAGGAGAUCAAACGUCAAGAGGUGAUCUAUGAGCUGACUCAGGGAGAAAGGCAACUCAUUGAUGACCUCGUCCUUGUCAAGAAGGUGUACUACGAGCCCAUGCUGAAGUUGGACAUUAUGACAGAGAGUGAGCUUGGACAGAUCUUUGGUACACUGGACUCUCUCAUCCCUAUCCAUCAGGAUCUUCUGAGUCGCCUUGAGCGGCUGAGAGGAUCGGAGAAGACUGUCGGAGAGGUGGGGCCCACACUGAUGAACUGGUUCCCUUGCCUGGAGGCCUAUGUCACAUACUGCUGUAACCAGGUGGGCGCUAAAGCUCUUCUAGACCAGAAAAAGCAUGAAAAAAGAGUGGAGCACUUCCUGCGCCUGUGUCAGGAGUCUUCGUUCAGCAGGAAACUGGACCUGUGGAACUUCCUGGAUCUCCCUCGGAGCCGUUUGGUCAAAUACCCCCUGCUGUUGAAAGAGAUACAAAAGUGCACACCUCCAGACCACCCAGAUGAGGACACACUGCCUGAUGCUCUGGAGCUGAUCCAGAGCAUUGUGGCAGAGGUGAACAAGAAGACGGGAGAGGCGGAGUGUCAGUUCUACAGGCGGGGUCUCAGCUACCUGGAAGAGAGUCAGAGAUUACCAGAGAUCCAGCAGUCCCGCUUCCUCUACUGCCACGGAGAGCUCAAGAACAACAAGGGCCAGCGGCUGCAUGUCUUCCUGUUUGAGCUGGCUUUGGUACUGAGCAGACCGGCUGAGGACAGAGACGGAGGUCAGGUGUUCAAUGUGUACAGGCAGCCUCUACCCAAUGCCUUGUUAAAUCUGGAGGAGAUCCCUGAUGGUGAGGCUGGUGGAGGAAGCACCUUCAGGGGAGCCUUCACUGGAGGAAAUGAUAAAGUCAGGAACUGUUUCCGUGUGAGCAGCAGAGGGCGCUCCAAAGCUCACCCAUACAGCCUGCAGGCCAACGACUCCUUCAGCAAGCAGCAGUGGAUCACCUGUCUGCGCCAAGCCAUCGUCCAUUCACGAGAUAGGAUGGCUCAGACCAGCCAGUCGCAGCUCUCCCCUCACCCUGAUCCCGCCCUGUAUCACAUAGCCGAGCUCAGCCUCAGCUCGGACACAGAGAUGGCCGACCACACCGGCCGCUGACUGUUGGACUGAUCGUCAGGAGCCCUAUGGAGCAUCUAUACCAUGACAUGGGAGAAAAUGAAAGAUUGACUGUCUGAGAAAGAUGAUUGUGCUUAGACACACACAUAUCAAUUAAGAGAAUAUUAUUUUCAUGCAUUUUUUUUUUUUGAUGGAUUGUGUGAUUGUUGACAUGUGUACUGUACAGCUUGAGAAAAGUAUUACUGAAUGUGAAUUUUCAAUAUAAAAUGUUUUUGCUGUUUUGUUUUUUUUUUUUUUUUUUAAUAAACUGACACUUGAAAGUU